AUGCCUCGCCCCCGCCGGGUCUCAGCGGGUGCUAGAGCAGGCGUCAAUCUGGACGCUACAGGAGGGCUAACUGCCGUGGUGGCCAGGCGCCGGGAGCAGCUUUACCACGACUUUUGCAGCUGGGCUGAGAGAGAGCUGGGAUGCCAUUUCAGUCAGCUCUGUUGUACUGGACUGCUGCUGGGCACCACUCUGGUCGCUUUUGGCAAGUUUCUCUUUUAUCAGGGUUCUCCUAAGUAUGUGUUUUCGGAAACCAUUAAUGCUUGUGCCGAUCGCUUUAAGCACUACCGUGCUUUCUUCGCCAGCGCGUGGAGUGUACUCACGCGGUGGGAAGAGGAGGAGCCUGCAGAGCGAUCCAUGAUCAUACCUGUCAGUGUUUUCAAGGCAGCCUUAGCAGUUUCGCUGCUCUGGGGAUGGCCAUACUUCGCUGCUGCUUUGAUGGUCGCGUUCAACGGCCUUCUCAGACCUGGUGAGUUCCUCACCUUGAAGCGACGCAACCUGCUGCUGCCUCGCGACCUUCUGUCUGAUUUACCGGUGGCGUAUGUUCGCCUCUUGAAUACUAAAACCAAGCGCUUCAUGCUGCGGCAGCACGCCAAAAUUUCAGAUGCGCUCACUGUCAAGUUUCUGGAUGCAAUCUUUGGUUCCUGCGCGUACGCCGAGCCUCUUUUCAACUGCUCGCCGUACGUGUUUCGGCGCCGCUGGGACGCUGUGUUUCAAACUUUGGGGGUUCGCACUGACGAAAGUUCUGAUGGCGUCACUCCCAAAUGUCUCCGAGGCUCCGGAGCGACAUGGCUGUACCAAGUUACCGAGAACAUUAGCAGCAUACAAUGGAGAGGGCGUUGGCAACAGCGCCGCACCCUGGAAUAUUACUUACAAGAUGUGACUGGCCAGCUCUUGCUUGCCGACUUGGCAGAGAGCCAUAGGCAACAAAUCCGCGCGCUGGCUGCGUCGUCCGGCGCACUGAUGGCCCACUUCGUACAUAGCUCUGGCUUUCAGCCGUAA
Messenger RNA from Symbiodinium sp. CCMP2592, 999 nucleotides. The record is from the annotation of a GenBank genome assembly. NCBI's taxonomy places the organism in Eukaryota, Dinophyceae, Suessiales, Symbiodiniaceae.